Molecule: messenger RNA, 611 nt
Organism: Populus nigra (black poplar)
Lineage: Eukaryota; Viridiplantae; Streptophyta; Magnoliopsida; Malpighiales; Salicaceae
Product: large ribosomal subunit protein eL42
Exons: 4
Coding region: 157-474 (105 amino acids)
Biological process (GO): translation
Cellular component (GO): ribosome; cytosolic large ribosomal subunit
Molecular function (GO): structural constituent of ribosome
Source: RefSeq, a predicted model, not a curated record
ACAACCAAACAAGACCUCUUAAACCCUAACCCUAGGUCAAAAGCUUUUACUAUAAAGCGAGCUCAUCACGCGAUCGCAGCUCUUUUUGUUUAGGCUUUGUUUGGAACAGCAGCAGCAGGAGGUAGGACAGAGAGCUGUCUCACCCCGUCGUUAACAAUGGUGAACGUUCCCAAGACAAAGAAGACUUAUUGCAAGAACAAGGAGUGCAAAAAGCACACUUUGCACAAGGUUACACAGUACAAGAAGGGGAAGGAUAGCCUAGCUGCUCAAGGAAAGCGCCGUUAUGAUCGCAAACAGUCAGGUUAUGGAGGUCAGACCAAGCCUGUAUUCCACAAGAAGGCUAAAACGACCAAGAAGAUUGUCUUGAGGUUGCAAUGCCAGAGUUGCAAGCACGUGUCCCAGCACCCCAUCAAGAGGUGCAAGCACUUUGAGAUUGGUGGAGAUAAGAAGGGCAAGGGGACAUCACUGUUUUAGAUGCAGCCCUCCUUUUGUCUUCAUGCUUCUUUACAUUACCUUGCAUGUUACAACUCGAAACAAUGGAUGAAUGAUUUGUUUAGCUUGGUUUGUUCAAGUUUUGGUGACCAUUUAUCCUAUCGGUUAUAUUUUUAGCA